AGUCAUAUGACUCACACACGCAUGCAAUAACAGCUGGAUCCACGUCGGUGGCGGCAACUCUAUCAAUCUCCAAAUCUUAAACUUCUUACCCAUCUACAUACCUUCACAAACCAUAUCUUCCUUUGCCAGUUGUUUUUAUCUAUUACUUUAUUAUCAAAUAAUGCCCAAAAAAGCAGCUGGCGAAAAUUCUAAGAAGGCGGCUGGCAACGCCAAGAAAGCCGAAGCCGCUGCCAAAAAACAAGCUGUUGUAGACGCCAAACACGCCUCUGAAGAAGAUUCUUAUUGGAAUCAAGGCUCCAAAUCCUCUUCCAAGAAAGAUUCCUCAGAAGCCAAGAAAGCCGAAGCCGCUCGCAAAAAGGCCGAACGCGAUGCGCUGCUAGCCGACGAAGAAGCCUCGCAACCGUCCAAGGCCAAGGGCGCAGGCGCCAAAUCCGCGCAGAAAAAGACGCGAGGUCUUGACUUGUCGCAAUUAGACGACUCUACGUCGACCAGCCGAAAGGUCUCGGCCCUGAAUGCCUCUGGUAUUGAGAACGCGCUCGACGCGCUGGAGUUGACGGGCUCGGGCGAUAGUAUGAAGAUUGAUAGACACCCCGAACGCCGAUUCAAGGCUGCCUAUGCCGCCUUCGAGGCUCGCCGUUUACCGGAGAUUGAAGCCGAGCAUCCUGGUCUGAGAAAGCAGCAGCGCAUUGAGAUUGUUAAGAAGGAGUUUGAGAAGAGUGAUGAGAAUCCGUUCAAUAGGGUGAAUGUUGCGUUUGAUGCGUCACGCGACGAGAUUGCUGCUGUGAGGGAGGCCGAGAGGAAGAAGGUGGAGAAUCGGUUGGGGAAGUAAUCCAGAUGCUCACGAUAUGGGGUUCGUCUAUAUGAGGGAUUUAUACACUCUCUUACGUUUCAAAUGUUGGUGAUUUUGACAUGUGUUUUCUUGUAUAGAGAUAAAACAUUGACGACCUCAUGACUUAUCAGAAU
Messenger RNA from Talaromyces proteolyticus, 963 nucleotides. RefSeq lists its product as uncharacterized. Lineage: Eukaryota; Fungi; Ascomycota; Eurotiomycetes; Eurotiales; Trichocomaceae. Gene Ontology annotation, cellular component: nucleus. The record is from RefSeq and is a predicted model, not a curated record. Gene Ontology annotation, biological process: transcription by RNA polymerase II. Gene Ontology annotation, molecular function: transcription coactivator activity. The transcript is spliced from 3 exons. Bases 161 to 829 code for a protein of 222 amino acids.